GGAGGUUUUGCGAACAUAAUUCAGGUGUCGUUUGAGAUAGUGAGCAAAACAGCGGACGAGGCCUUCAACCCAUCGACCCGUGUAGAAAUACAUGAGUGUGAGUACUGGCAGUACGUGGUUUCGAAUCUGAGCCUGCUUACCUCCCGCCAUCGACUGGCCGGCGAAACCCGUUGCUCGCCCGAAAUGGCAACUGCAUUUUGUUUGUGGCCACACGCCCAUGCGUAAGGCAAAUAAGCUUGCGGGGAUAAAACCCCUCCCUGUAUAUCGUCUGUCUGGAAAUCUUCUGUCCCUUGCACCCACCAGCCUACCAGUAUAAUCGUUCCUUUCCCCCUCGCACGUACACUUCCUCACCGCGGAGUACCCUAUAAGCCGUUCCUCUCCAUACUCAUCGAAGAACCGUCAUCCACCAUGGCUGGAAAUCCGGAGGCCCCUGACUGGGACUUUGUGUUUCAGUUUGUUUCUGAGCCCUUGGAGUUGGACAUAGGGUCCGCGAUUGAAAAACCUGUGGCGGAACGGGCGGAACCGCCAAUUGGUACCAUGCUUGGUCAGGUUCCAACACCCCCUGAAUCUUUCGCCUCAUCUCCGGCGGACUCACCUCCAGACGAGACCACACUUGUAUCUGUGUCCACCACAUUCUUUCCUGGCGCACAGCUUCACUCACUUUCACCCGACCUUGUCCUACUGUCGUCGGACUCCGUUUUCUUCUACGUUCACCUGCAUAUCCUCCUUGCCGCAUCCGACAACAAUUUUAGCUCCCUGUUACCACCGUCUCCCAGAACAGAUUCUGGCCCCAUGGGACCCGUGGUCCCCUUUCCAGAAUCCUCCAUCGAAUUGAACAUCGUGUUACACGCUAUUUACGACUUAUCAUGUUCUCAUUACUCUCCAUCUUUCGAAUCCCUUGCGUCAGCCCUUGCAGUAAUGAAUACCUGUGGGAUCUCGGUCAAAAAGUAUGUCGCUCGAUCGACUCCCCUCUACAACCUACUACUAUCUCAUGCGCCACUUUAUCCCCUCGAGCUUUACACCCUCGCUGCGAGUUACGACUUGUACGACCUGGCUGUCCCCACUUCCUCCCACCUUUUAUCGUUCUCGCUUGCCGUGCUCACAGAUGAAAUGGUCGACCGCAUGGGUCCCAGGUACCUGAGACGUCUAUUCUUCCUACACUUCGGCCGAUCCGAUGCCCUCAAGCGACUACUCUUACCUCCACCACAUCCACAUCCUCCCACUUCGGCAUGCGAUUUCACGGAGCAGAAGAAGUUAACUCGUGCUUGGGCAUUAGCAUCUGCUUACCUUGCUUGGGAUGCUAGACCCGAUCUGUCCACAAGCACAAUGGAAUCGGCUCUCGCUCCGCUGGGAGAACAGUUGUCGUGCGAGCAAUGCAAACUGGCUCUGCAGGAGAGAUUGAAAACGCUGAUCGUGCAGUGGUCCGUUGUGAAGGUAUGCUUGUGCUUUGGUCUCUGGUUUUAUGCUGAAGGUCUCCAGAGAACGAUAUGACAUAUUCAUGCAUCGUCGCCCCCGCGUACGGUACUAUCGAAAACACAG
Molecule: messenger RNA, 1539 nt
Organism: Pisolithus orientalis
Lineage: Eukaryota; Fungi; Basidiomycota; Agaricomycetes; Boletales; Pisolithaceae
Exons: 3
Coding region: 409-1491 (360 amino acids)
Source: RefSeq, a predicted model, not a curated record